AUGUUGAGCGUACAGGGAGCAAUAAGCAACAGCUCCAUUAUGAUGGAGUGCACCGCUUCCCAGGACAGUUACAAAAGGGAGGUAUUCCUCCUUAGUGAACUGGAGCGUGUGUGGGACGCAGUGUCCACCUGCAUUCGUCACUACGUUACUGAAGGUCGUAAUGUUCGCGUCUGCAAUUUUGGCUCUUUCUGGUUUGAGACGCGACCGGUAGCCAGUGACGGAAGGGAACGGUACCACGCCCGUCGCAUUCGUUUUGGCAUAGACGGCAAGUUUGCCCUCCGAUACAACAUAGACUCGAUUAGGGUGCCUCAGGAGCCGAGUAAACUGGAGUAUGUGAAGGUUAAUAUGGCGGAUGUAGUGGCCAUUGCGAGGGUCCCGGCGCAAACUGCAGCGAUGGCGCUCCGAGAAUUCUUUUCAUAUGUGGGAGAAGGCAUCUUUAAAAAGCAGGUGUUCAAAAUAAACUUCCCAGGGGUUGCUACCCUCGUCAUUAAACGCGAGAAGGCCGUGCUGAUAGUUGAGGAAGGCUUACGGCGCGAUAUAUUUGCCGUCGAUUCGCGUAAGUGGCCGGUUGCAGUGCGUGAGGCCGCGGCAGGCGUUGUGCUGGACGAGCAGCGGCGCCCAGUCACUCGCUCCUCCAUCAGUCGACCCUCAACUGGCUGCAGCAUCAGUAGCAGAAUGAGUAAUGCCCCCAAACCUAUAGAACCGCGCCCUGCCUUUAUGCCGGCCGCACCGCGUAACCGGCUCUUCGCGGAAAUCGAAAAAGAUCCGCCGCGCAGGCUUCCGCUACAGCACGCGCUGCAGAAUAAAGGCGACGAAAACUGCUCACCAUCACCUCUUUAUAAUGAAAAUGUGGGGUACGUAAAGGAGUCUAUUUUUGACGCGUUAGACCCUUGGGAAAUGGAAACCCCUUCAAUGGAGCCGGAGAUUGAAUUGGUGGAAGAGGUACCGGAGCAACUGCCAUCCCUGCGAGCUUACGAGGAGGAGGCCCCGCACCCCGUCGUGUGUGGGCGACAUUCGUACCAUGACCAUAGUUCCGUUCGUGACUUGCUGUACGGCAGCGUGACGCCAAGAACAGAUCCAAUGUUAUGUGGAAGAAGGCGUUACAUCAACCGUGAUGCUGACCAAGUGGCCACACUUUUGAAAGACCUAUAG
Messenger RNA from Trypanosoma brucei brucei TREU927, 1152 nucleotides. RefSeq lists its product as hypothetical. The transcript has a single exon. NCBI's taxonomy places the organism in Eukaryota, Euglenozoa, Kinetoplastea, Trypanosomatida, Trypanosomatidae. Bases 1 to 1152 code for a protein of 383 amino acids. The record is from RefSeq and is a predicted model, not a curated record.